AUGUGUUUCCGCGACUCGAGCAAGAACCGCAAAUACGGCUACGACGUCUACGCGCCCGCGCCGCAAAUGCGCUACAACUACAACCCCGGCUACCAUAGCGGCUACCACAGCAGAUAUUACCAGAAGCCCGCUAAGAAGCGCAGAGGGGGUACCUCCGGGGUUUCCGGAUUCUGGGGAGGGGAUGGCGGAGGUGGCGGUGAUGGUGGUGGUGGAGGUGGAGGAGGAGAUGGAGGUGGUGGUGGUGGUGGUGGUGGAUGUUAA
This is a messenger RNA of Aspergillus calidoustus, 261 nucleotides long. Lineage: Eukaryota; Fungi; Ascomycota; Eurotiomycetes; Eurotiales; Aspergillaceae. The record is from the annotation of a GenBank genome assembly.